This is a messenger RNA of Triplophysa dalaica, 6845 nucleotides long. RefSeq names its product MTSS I-BAR domain containing 2b (gene mtss2b). Gene Ontology annotation, biological process: cell projection assembly; plasma membrane organization. Bases 428 to 2824 code for a protein of 798 amino acids. Gene Ontology annotation, molecular function: actin binding; phospholipid binding. NCBI's taxonomy places the organism in Eukaryota, Metazoa, Chordata, Actinopteri, Cypriniformes, Nemacheilidae. Gene Ontology annotation, cellular component: actin cytoskeleton; cytoplasmic side of plasma membrane. The record is from RefSeq and is a predicted model, not a curated record. The transcript is spliced from 16 exons.
CUCUCACGCCGCACCGCUGCUGCUCAAUUCACUCGCUCCAGUCUCUCCCGGGCGGGUGACGCACCGCUCCAUAGCUCCGCACGCACACUUCGGUUCUCACAUCCAUUCAGAUCGACCUGGCCUCGCUGUCCAAAGAUGACCGUGAUUUUCACGGCGCCAUCCACGAGCCUAACCUCCUCCAACCGCGGAGAGUAGAUCCGGAGCCGAGGAGAGAGAGAGUCAACCCUCUCUCUCUUCUUCUCUCCCAUCAUCUGCCUCAGUCCUCUGGGCAACAACCCGACAGCCGAAGACGCAACGGAUCGCAAAUCUGACUGAAUCUACCGCUCGCCCACAAAAAAAUCUUGCUUUUCAGCUUAAAGACAGGUCUGGACGGGAUACCGUGGACGUAAUUUUUUACAAGGAUUCAUUUUUUCUGUAUUCGGUGAAGAUGGAUAAUAUAAACGUGGAGUCUGUGGAGAAAGAGUGCGGAGCGCUCGGGGGAUUAUUCCAGGCGAUUGUCAACGACAUGAAGUGCUCAUAUCCUGUGUGGGAAGACUUCAGUGCCAAGGCCAGCAAGCUGCACUCUCAACUCCGGACCACUGUGCUGGCAGCUGUGGCCUUCCUGGAUGCUUUUCAGAAGGUGGCAGAUAUGGCAACCAACACAAGAGGUGCCACCAGGGAUAUUGGAUCAGCGCUGACCCGGAUGUGUAUGAGACAUCGCAGCAUCGAGGCUAAACUACGCCAUUUUACUAAUGCUUUGAUGGAUAGCCUAAUAACCCCACUUCAGGACCGCAUUGAAGACUGGAAAAAAACAGCCAAUCAACUGGACAAGGACCAUGCCAAAGAAUACAAACGCUCUCGUCAUGAAAUAAAGAAGAAAUCUUCAGACACCAUUAAACUACAGAAGAAAGCCAGGAAAGAGCUACAGGGCCGUGGAGACCUACAGCCUCAGCUGGACAGUGCCAUGCAGGAUGUUAAUGACAUGUACCUAUUGAUGGAGGAGACAGAGAAGCAGGCGGUGCGGCGUGCCCUGGUGGAAGAGAGAGGACGUUUCUGUACCUUCAUCAGCUUCCUGCAGCCCGUCGUGAAUGGAGAGAUUGCCAUGCUGGGAGAGAUCACUCAUCUCCAGGCUAUUAUUGAUGACCUCACUGUUUUAACCUCUGAUCCCCACAAACUACCACCAGCCAGCGAGCAGGUUAUAAAAGAUCUUAAGGGGUCUGAUUAUUCCUGGUCCUACCAGACUCCCCCCUCCUCCCCCAGCAGCUCCGGCUCCAGGAAAAGCAGCAUGUGCAGCAGUGUUAACAGUGCCCACAGUAGCGCCUCUCGGUCCUCUGGGGGCUCUCAGACUCACUCACCCGGUUCGUCCUGUCGCUACCGCAGCCUGGCCCAGCCGAUGACCACUGCCGCCCACCGCCUCAGCAGCGUCUCCUCCCAUGACUCCGGCUUCAUCUCACAGGACGCCAAUGCUUAUUCCAAACCCCCGUCACCAAUGCCCUCUGAUAUAACCAGCCAGAAAUCAUCGAGUUCAGCAUCUUCAGAGGCGUCUGAGACCUGUCAAUCAGUUAGUGAGUGUAGCUCACCUACUACAUUUGGCUCGUCCUUCGCUACCUUCCGCCCUGCUCUCUCUCACACUGGCUCCAUCAGGCCUUUCUUUGUCAUACUUCCUGCGUCCCCACCCUUUAACCGCUCCCCUGGAUCCAACACACCCUCUCCCACAUCUUGCUGGAAGGAUUGGUCCAAGGUAGCUUCCAAUGAGCAGCCAUUAGCCAGCACAAUUCAGAGGAGGAAAGAGGCUGAUAGGCUGAGGGAGGCAGAAACCUCUCCUCAGUCUCAGGGAUAUUCUGGGAUGCAUUCAGAAGACCCUCAGAGACCAAGGAUGACCCCGGCUACUAUAGCUGCGAAGCAUGGGGAGGAGGUCUCUCCAGCUGCUAGUGAUCUGGCCAUGGUGUUGACACGAGGACUCAGCAUGGAGCAGCAGAAGAGCAGCCGAGAUUCCCUUCAGUAUUCCAGUGGAUACAGCACACAGACCACCACACCAUCUUGUUCAGAAGAUACUAUCCCCUCACAGGGCUCUGAUUAUGAUGCCUAUUCAGUCAAUGGAGACACGGAGGCCGAUGGCCAAGCUGAAUUCGAUAAAUCCUCCACAAUUCCCCGUCACAGUAAUAUCGCUCAGAACUACCGGCGCAUGAUACAGACUAAACGCCCCGCCAGCACUGCAGGCCUGCCAAGCGGAAUCGGUGCUCUGGGUGGACCACCUGGGGGAGGCGGUGGGGGUGGUUUGCACGGCACCGCCACCAUUCGCAGAACGCCAUCUACCAAGCCCGGAGUGAGACGCACCCUCUCCAACGCUGGCCCUAUACCUAUUCGCCCACCCAUUGUGCCAGUUAAGACCCCCACUGUGCCUGACUCGCCCGGCGGAUACAUAGGCCCCCCCGCCCGUGUGGGUAGCGAAGAAUGUGUCUUUUAUGUGCCAGACGACGGCUCCCCGGGGGCUCUGGAGUACGUCAAGGCCUCUCCAAAACGCUUGAGCUUGCCCAACACGGCCUGGGGCGCUGGGGGCGUGGGCGGUUUGGAGAUGAGCGUGUACAGCCAAGCGGGUGAAGAGGAUCAUCUUCUGGCCGCCAACCGUCAUAGUUUGGUGGAGAAGAUCGGGGAGCUGGUGGCCAGCGCUCAUGCCAUAGGCGAGGGCCAGUUUCCUUUCCCCUCAAUUCCGAAUCAGCCCCCUCCAGGCCCCGAGUCCCAGCCUGACCCGGAAGAGGGUGAGGACAUGCUGGUGUCUAUCCGUCGAGGCGUCCGACUGCGCAAAACCGUCUCCAACGAUCGCUCCGCGCCACGGAUUUUGUGAUGGCUCAUGGAGAAACAAGACCGAAGAAAACUUCGAGUUGACUCUUUAGCAAAUGAGCUUGAAGAGGAUAAAAAAAAUCAAUAAAUGUUUAAAGUCAAUAGAGCAAAUACGUGAUGAAAUAAUGAAUAACAAUAAUGAAAAAAGUUAAUGAUAUGUAACAGCAGGCCGAGGCCAAUAUAACUCGUAGCGUGUCCGAACGCAUGUUUGUCUUAUUAACACGCCCAUCACCACGGGAUAGUUGAACUGUAGUGAGACAAUGAACUACUGAAAGAAUCCCGGACCAGGAUGUUGGAGGAUUUUCUGGCCCUCUAUGGUCCCCCUUAAAUAACAGCCACCCCAAACUAUGGACCCCAGGAAUCAGUGCCGGAGAAGCUCAUCUUUAUUUCAGGGGCGUUUCUCAAAUCCUGCCCUCCACAACACCUUGUUUAACCCCGUCCCCACCUCCAGUGAAUAUGAUAUCACAUUUUGAAAGUGUUUAUGGUGUUUGGUCUGAUAGUCGAGCUGGAGGUGGGCUGGGUUCUGCUGCAGGUCAGCUUGUGGUUGGCGUAGAGGGACGGGAUUUAUAUUUUGUUUAUACGCUUCUGUUGUAUUCUGUUUUUUCUUGUUUGCUUUAUUUACCAGACGAGCAGUUAAUCCACCUAACUCUUAGUAGUAUGUUUGUGUCAGGUUUAUGGAUUUGUGGAGUUAAGGUGAGAAACCGCCGUGAUAAUAUGGAGCAAUAAUGUUUUUUUCCCUUUUUUUCGAUGAUAGGGGAAGGUUCAGCUUUUAAUAAAGCUGUAUGGUUUCAGGUGUCUUCAGAAGCUUUUGAAGACGGUUACUUCUUGUUUAAUAAGUGUGGCUUAUUUAAGUAAAUAAGGAUGAGAAAUGAGCACUUUUAAGGUGAAGUUUUGACCACUAGUUGUCACUGUGGCCACACUGUGUGUGGUGAAUGCUGUGAGAGGACGCGGUCCCAUGCCCUGCGACACACAGAGAUGAUGCGUAUGAUGAUGUCAGAGAGAGAGACAGGACGUGAGGCAGAGAUGGGAAGAAUCAGAAGAAUGAUUUGGAAAGUAAGUUGAGUGAUAUAUUUAAUUUCCGAUUUGAGUUUGUAAAAUAUAUUUUUUCAGGAACUUGUUGAAAGAGCUUAGAUGAAGGCACAUACCUGGCUGCCAUUUUUGGGGACUUAACGGAUCUGCGGAAGGGAAGAAGGGACGAAAAAACGAGAGAAUGAACUCGAGGAGGAAAACUCAUCCAGUUAUUUAUGAUAAAAGCAUUCCACUGCCUGUCAUAGAUGACAUAGGAAUAAAAACCGACCAAUCGGAAAGUCGCUGGUUACUCUGAGCAUCGUUAUUUACCACAGUACUGUAACCGGAACGGUGAUUCCCUGUUAUCACCUGACGGGAGGAACACAAUGCUCUGAUGAUACUGGAUGGUGAUAUAGGAGGUCAAAACAUAGUUUUAGUCCUGUAGUGUCUGUUUGUGAGUGACUUUCUGUUCUCCCAAGACUCCCUGUCAACCCUGCAGUCAUAAAUAGUGUUGUUGCUUGAGAAAUCCACGACAAACGUCAGCCGCUUACUAAUUUCUUCCUGACUUUCGAUUCGCUUUUAUUUAUUUUGCGUAAGUGGAGCACUCUGUUGUAGGAAUGCCUGUAGCAUAAAAAACGAACUAUGUACAUCUGCUUUGCCACAGUGAGUAUGGAUGUGCGUGACUGUUCUAACUUCUGGUGAAAAUAGUGCUGUUCUGGAACACUUGGACCAUAAUCGAGCAAGAUGAAACGAAAGAACAGGGCUAACACUAUUUAAAGGGACAGUUCACACAAAAAAAAUACUGUCAUUUAGUCACCCUUGAGUUAUUCCUAACCUGUAUAAAUGUCUUUUUUCUGAUAUGAAUACAGAAAAAGAUAUUUGGAAGAAUGCUUGUAACCAAACGGUUCUCGGAUUCCAUUGACUUCCAUAGUAGGAAAAAUUACUACGGUAGUCAAAAGUUCCCCAGAACUGUUUGCUUCGCUACAUUCUUCAAAAUAUCUUCUUUUGUGUUCAACAGAACAAACUAAAUUUGUCCAACCAUGGUAGUCCUCGGGGUUCCACGAACUGUUUGGUUACAAGCUUUCUUCAAAAUAUCUUUCUCUGUGUUCAUCAGAACGAAGAAAUUUAUACAGAUUUACAACAACUGGAGUGUGAGUAAAUAAAGACAGACAUUUUAUGGGUAAACUGUUCCUUUAAGGCCAACAAUGAAAGAGCAGAACAUAAUUCUGUAUAUAUUCAUACACUUGCACAUACAACGUAAGUAGGUGGACAGUCUCAAUGUCUCUUAAGUUUCAAGUUAGACAAAAAAGCAUUAUGUAUUAUUUACAUAUGCAGAGCAUGCAUGCAGAACUUCAUUUUGCUGGUUUUCAUGGCAGAGUUAGUGCAAGUGAAAGAGACUUGAAUGGUUAAGAAUGAGAAAGUAGAAUGAGGUGAGAAAGAUGAGGCCGGUGGACAGUAAUUGGUGAGAGAAACAGAAAGGCAGCGGAGCGGAGAGGAGGUGAAGAGGAAAUAAGAGAGAAGAGUCUGAUUGCAUGUAGUCGGCUCACUGUUGUCUCUUUAUUGUAAUGUCAGUCUCAGCGGGGUUCUGCCCCCGAGGUCAUGAAGCACGAUGACAGUUAAAAGCCCCCGGAGGAAACUGGGGGAUGGAAGAAAAACAAUCUGUCACUUCUCAGCUGUCAGCGUCUCGAUACCCACCCACAUGCAGCAGCGUCGACUCUUUUGGUUCUCAGGUGAUUAUUCGGGCGUUUGUGCAGCCAUGUUUAACAUUACUCAUGUCGCGCUCAUCUGUCUCCUGCUGUACGUCAUGAUGUGCUAUGCGUAGGUGUCCGUAUGUUCGUAUGUUAGACCUCACAGAUUAGCUGUGAAAAUGAAAUCAUUGGCCUGUUUUCUAAAGCUCAGGAUUCACAGAUAGUGAAAGAUGUGGUUUAGAAACGUGUUCUUUGGUGGUGUGUAUGUUUCUUUUUGAGGGCAAUAAUUUGACAUUUGUUUAAUCUAACAUGGUCUCACAACUGAUUGCUCUGUUGUAAACGUAGGCUUUUUUGCCACCCCCCCCACACACACACACAAACACAUAUUAAAAGAAACAAGUGGCUUUAUUUCUGCCUGUGCGUAUAAUUUGUUAAGCCAAACUAAUGCCAAAUAGAAGUGAAUUGGCCAACCUGGUUGUUUACGUUGAGUAACAACUAACCAAAUGAUGUAUAGAGUUAGCGCACAAUCAUUAAAUAUAACGUCAGCCUUAUGCAACUUUAUGCCUUUGACAUUCACGUGCUAUAACCCUCAGUAACUUUUCACCAUCUGCGGUUUCAUUUCCAAUCGUGUAUCACACCUCUCACAUAACCGUAGACAAUACAUGAGCAUGUGGCACCGCCAACCGAGGGACGAAAUACUAAUUUAGACUGGAACACUCGCAUCCCCCUCCUCGCGUUCCAUUCCUCGAAGAUGCCCUGAUAGACACCUGUCUCCCACGCUCAGUUCAGCCACGACAUCGCAAUCUCCCCUCGCUGCCUUGGUCGUGUGCUCGCGGAGGACUUGGAAAGCGGGUGUCAUGGAAACUGAAAUGGGUGUCUUAAGCUAUCAGACUGACUCACAGUCUCUUCUUUGCUGCUCACACACAUACACACACAAGGAGCAUCACGCACUCCCUCGUUUCCCCAAACUUCAUAACAGUCCUAAAAAAGCAGGCUUCAUAGCUCAACACAUUUAGCCAGUGUAUUUUAUUACGUUUCAUAAUUUCAUACUUGUGUACAAGAUUAAUGUGCAUUUGUUUUUUGAACAAGCCAAGCCCCUUCCUCUGAAUUAAAUAAUGCUACAGGUGAUGUUGUCUUUGUUUCUGCUUCCUCUCUUACGCUCCUUAAUUUAUUGUGCCGUUUUCCUAAAGCUAUUUUGCCACUGUUGUUGAUAACAUUAUUUCCUUUUUGGUCAUAUUUAUCCUUCUAAUUUUGUUAAGUUUAGUCACAGCUAUGUAACACAACACACUGUGAUGAUUCCAGUAUUAAUAAAGUUGUACUUAAACUGUG